CGCGAGACGCGCCAUGCGACGGAAUCCUCCCAACCUGUCUUGCUGUCUUACACGAGCUAUUACUCGAUGUUACCAGAUCCACUGCGGAGAACAUGAUCAGAUUCACGAAAUGGCGCCAUCGGCCAAGCUGUGACUAGCUCGGUUAUUGUUAUAUUUUGAAGAUGGGACUUUUCAUUUUCAAUGAUUUAGUCUUCAGGCAGGUUAUCACCAGCGGCGUCGGUGGUGUAUGACAACGUAAUUUAUAGUCCUAGACAGAUGAUCGACCGCGCAACAAAAGGCACACAAUGACCACGCAAGCCCAGCCUGGUGCGGGAGAAGAAUAUGGGAGAAAUGCAGAUUUCAAUUUCGGCACCUUCCCAUCCAAGGGCAAUAGCAAUGAUAACGACAACGACAAGCAAAAGACCACCGCACAUCGAAUUGCAACUGAUAAUGAAGCCGGGAAGGAUGAGGGUAGUGCCAAGGAUGCGUAUUCAGCGCCGUUGCAUCGCAAGUUAAAGUCCCGGCAUUUGCAGAUGAUUGCGAUUGGGGGAAUCAUCGGUCCUGGGAUUUUGGUUGGGUCGGGAAAUGCGCUGCAUAAUGGAGGGCCGGCUGGGGUUCUGAUCAGUUUUGCGUUGGUUGGGAUUAUUGUGUUUUUCGUCAUGCAAUCGCUCGGCGAAAUGGCUACGCUUAUCCCCGUCUCUGGCUCUUUUAUAGAAUACGCAGAAAGGUUUCUGGACGACGGCGUGGCAUUUGCUCUAGGCUGGGCGUAUUGGUAUCUGUGGGUGACUGUGCUUGCAAAUGAAUAUACGUCUAUCGGCCUUGUCAUUGGUUACUGGACUGAGACGGUCCCGUUAUGGGCCUGGAUUCUGAUCUUCUGGUUUAUAUUUCUGGGCAUGUCGAGUUUGGGGGUUCUGGUGUAUGGUGAAGUAGAAUUCUGGCUGGCGUUGAUUAAAGUCCUCGCUAUAACGGUCUUUUUCAUACUGGCCAUCAUCAUCAGUGCUGGCGGCAUCGGGCCUCAGAAAAUCGGAUUCAAAUACUGGCAUCACCCGGGAGCGUUCGCGGAUUCUAUCAACGGUGUUGCGAAGACCUUUGUUGUGGCUGGGACUCUCUAUGCUGGGACAGAAAUGGUCGGCAUCACGGCCGGCGAAUCAGCCAACCCCCGUCGAGCAGUCCCCAGAGCAAUCCGACAAGUCUUCUGGCGCAUUCUCAUAUUCUAUCUAGGCAUGAUGUUUUUCAUCGGAAUAUUGAUCCCGUACAACGACCCACGUCUUUUGUCUUCUGGAUCCAAAACCGCCAGUUCACCGUUAACCAUUGCGCUAUCAGAAGCAGGGAUUCUCCCGGCCGCGCAUCUGAUCAACGCGCUUAUUGCCAUCUCUGUGUUGUCCGCGGGGAAUAGUUCGUUGUACGUUGCUUCAAGGACGAUUCUCUUCAUGGCACGCAAUGGGAAAGCGCCGAGGUUUUUAGGCGUCACCAACAAGGCUGGCGUGCCGUGGGCGGCGCUGGUUUUCACAAAUGUGUUUGCGUGUAUUUCAUUCCUGGAUUUAUCGUCGAGUGCGGGUGUGGUUUAUUCGGCGCUGAUUACUCUGUCUGGCGUCGCGACAUUCAUCGUCUGGGGCACCAUUGGCAUCGCGCACAUCCGCUUCCGCCGCGCCCUCCAUGCGCAAAACCAAGACCUUUCCAUCCUGCCCUAUCGCGCAUCCUUCUAUCCAUACGGCACAUAUGCCUCUGUGGCCGCUAACAUCUUCCUUGUUUUCUUCCAGGGAUACACAGCAUUCCUCAACCCAUUCAGCGCCAAGGACUUUGUCAUUAACUAUAUCCUGAUACCCGUGUUUGUGAUUUUCGUGUUUGGUUAUAAGUUCUGGAACAGGACGAAGUGGGUUAAACUGGAGGAGAUGGAUCUGUGGACGGGGCGGAGGGAGGACUUGAUUACUGACGACGAGAGGCGACAGAAGAAGGCGGCGGCGGCGAAUGUGUGGUGGAAGAUGGCGUAUAAUGUUGUCGUUGGGUAGUUCAACUGUGCGGGAGAGAAUAUAUAGUGUAGUGUAGACCAGGGGGACGCUUCCCCGCAACCCCGGAUUUCAGUUAGUCACAUGGAAACGGGGGCAACCAGUAAGGUGCAGCUGCAAGUUGACAUCCCUGCUUUCUUUCGCACAGAGGAUUAUUUAUUAUUUUAACUGUCCCCCCAGGCUGGUCCCGUCUCCUUCCCAUCUUUUUUUCUAACACACAUGUCCUGUAUUUCUAUACCAUACUGUCCAGCUCACAACACUGCUUGAUGCAAACUAAAAC
Talaromyces proteolyticus is the source of this 2265-nucleotide messenger RNA. RefSeq names its product amino acid permease-domain-containing protein. Gene Ontology annotation, cellular component: membrane. The coding region runs from base 285 to 1988 and encodes 567 amino acids. Gene Ontology annotation, biological process: amino acid transmembrane transport. The record is from RefSeq and is a predicted model, not a curated record. Gene Ontology annotation, molecular function: amino acid transmembrane transporter activity. NCBI's taxonomy places the organism in Eukaryota, Fungi, Ascomycota, Eurotiomycetes, Eurotiales, Trichocomaceae. The transcript is spliced from 6 exons.